ACUUUUUUCCCCUCCCUGCAGGUGAGUAUAUCAAGAACUGGCGACCACGCUACUUUCUGCUGAAGACAGACGGCUCUUUCAUCGGCUACAAGGACAAACCACAGGACUCUGACCUGGCCUACCCGCUCAACAACUUCUCUGUAGCAAAAUGUCAGCUGAUGAAGACAGAGCGGCCCAAGCCGAACACCUUCAUCAUCCGCUGUCUGCAGUGGACCACUGUCAUCGAGAGGACUUUUCACGUAGACACUCCUGAUGAGAGGGACGAAUGGGCAGAGGCCAUCCAGAUGGUAGCUGAGUCUCUGGCCAAACAGGAGGAGGAGGGCAUCCUGUGCAGCCCCACCUCCCAGAUCGAGAACGUCAACGAGGAGGAGAUGGACACCUCCAUCAGCCACUACAAACGAAAGACAAUGAAUGACUUUGACUAUCUGAAGCUUCUGGGCAAAGGCACUUUUGGGAAAGUCAUUCUGGUGAGGGAGAAGGCGAGUGGUACCUACUACGCCAUGAAGAUCCUAAAGAAGGAAGUCAUCAUAGCCAAGGAUGAAGUUGCUCACACACUCACAGAAAGUAGGGUAUUAAAAAACACUCGGCAUCCAUUCCUAACUUCUCUGAAGUACUCGUUCCAGACGAAAGAUCGGCUGUGCUUUGUAAUGGAGUACGUCAACGGAGGAGAGCUGUUUUUCCAUUUGUCAAGAGAAAGAGUCUUUUCGGAGGACCGCACCCGUUUCUAUGGCGCUGAGAUCGUCUCUGCUCUAGACUACCUACAUUCUGCCAAGAUUGUCUAUCGGGAUCUGAAGCUGGAGAACCUCAUGUUGGACAAAGACGGCCACAUCAAGAUCACAGACUUUGGCCUCUGCAAAGAAGGCAUCACCGACACUGCCACCAUGAAGACCUUCUGUGGAACACCAGAGUACCUCGCUCCUGAGGUGCUGGAGGACAACGACUACGGGCGGGCGGUGGACUGGUGGGGUUUGGGUGUGGUGACGUAUGAGAUGAUGUGCGGCCGCCUGCCGUUCUACAACCAGGACCAUGAGAAGCUGUUCGAGCUCAUCCUCAUGGAGGAGAUCAAGUUCCCACGAACCCUGUCGGCCGACGCCAAGUCGCUGCUGUCAGGGCUGCUCAUCAAGGACCCCAACAAACGGCUGGGCGGCGGACCAGAUGACGCUAAGGAGAUCAUGCGACACAGUUUCUUUGGCACAAUCGACUGGCAGGACGUCUACGACAAGAAGCUGGUCCCACCUUUCCAGCCCCAGGUCAGCUCAGAGACGGACACGCGCUACUUCGACGAGGAGUUCACAGCACAGACCAUCACCAUCACUCCGCCGGAAAAAUACGACGAGGACGGGAUGGACGCGGCGGACAACGAGCGAAGGCCUCAUUUCCCACAGUUCUCCUACUCAGCCAGCGGGCGGGAGUGAGCGCUCGGGGCCCAGCCAGCCAGUAUCGUACCCAUUCGUGGCCAUUUUGAGGAAAACACGUAGCCAUUUUAGGGAAAAAAAAUACCAGUCUCCCCUCUUUUUCUCCUUCUCUGCCUCCUCACAGAUGGGGAGAAGUCUUUUUAGGGACUUUAAAAGAGGUUUUUGCACAGUGGGAUAGACUCCAGCCGGUCUCCCCACACUAAAAAAUAAGUCUCCUACAUUUUCAGCGCUAUUUACUGCAGAAGGCAAUGUUUUUGUUAUUUAUUUUUUUCUCUUUGUCAGUAUUAAGUUGUCGACCCGGGUUGCGUUCAUCUUUAUUUUUUGUUUGAUGUUCUGCCCUUUUUCUUUUUGACUUUUUGCACUUGGUUUGGAAGAGCCGUUUUAGGGAACAAAAAACCAAAAAUGUUGCCUUACGUGUGCAGAUGUUUCGUAUCAUACCGACAGGGUGAUUUUUGUUUGUUUGUUUGUUUUGGGAGAGGGCGGGCGGUUUUCGGGGUUGAGAAUAAGUGCAUGGCUCGUGGAUCACUCAAAAAAAAAAAAAAAAAAACACCUACAAAAAUGUUUUCUCUCUCAUACAUUUGCCAUGGCAGCGCACAUUCCCCAAUCCCAUGGCAAUGAAGAUCACCGUCUACAGGUCAACAAAAAACAAGCAAAAGAAAGACGAGCGAGGACGAGUCUGUAUCAUUCCUUUCAUUGUUGCAGUGUUACUACUUUGCUGUUGUAUUUUUUCAACCCAUGUUUUUUUCUCGCACUCUACUUCUAAGUUGUUCUUUUACUUUGAAACAGGAAACACUAAACUGCCAGAAACUGCACAGUUCACUCAGGCGCCACAGAGCACAACCGCGUUCAAACUCAGCUAACCGCUCCAGCUUUCCACAGCCGGCAGGGGAACGAGGCCUUUCUCUGCUUUCUCACCGCUCCUCCUCCUCCUCUUCACCUCCUCACCUCCGCUCUUCUGUUUCCUCAUCGUAGCUGUAGGACUAGUGGAAUGGGUGUUUACACAGGGACAUGUGGCUUAAUGUAUGUAUGUACUGUAUGUAUGCGGGACAAGGGGGUUAACCAUAUGCUGUCAUAGCACACACACACACACACACACACACACAUAUAUUCACACUCAGAAACAGGAAACAGCUGUGAGUUCUGCGUACUGAUCAGACUGAAGUCGACAGUUUACUCCACACAAAAUCAAAUUAGUUGUUUUCUUAAACGAACAGAAUAUCAGAACGCCAAGUGUGUUUGUGAAACAGCAACAGUUGAUGUCAGGUGAAGAACCGCACAGUAAAUGUGUUUAUCCACUCCAUUUCACAAGUGUUUUUCUUAAUUGUAAACUAAAUCCACAUCAGUCACUCAGCAGCUCGAGUUCUUCUAAUUGCAAAUAAAUAAAAGGAGGAAUGUUAACCCUCCAUUUUCCUCCUACUAAAAAAACUCUCAGUAUCAGUGAUAUUUCUGGAAAAUAGGAGGUUAAGUGGAGCAGUAGCAGCUGAAACAACCUAAUAAAUCAUGUCAUAACUAUGAGCAUGUUAAAGGAGUAGUUUAAAACUAAACUAAUCCACUAAACCAGAAUGUAAUUUUUCUUGUAGUUUCAGUUAAGUUUCGCCUCCUCUACGAGGCUUACUGCUAAAAACCUUUUGGUAUCCUGGCAGCGUUUGUAUUUAUAACUAAAUCAGAGGGGUUAGGGUUGGGACUGAUGGUUGUGUUCGUGCAGUAAGAUUACGCAGCGCUUAAGUGAUAUGAGUUUGGAAUCAUGGUGGGAUUUCCUCAAAACAAGAAUAUUUUCUCAUAACAGGAAAUAAACACUAAAUAUGAGAGUAGAGGCCUCCACGGGUCCAUUUAGAACCCCAGUGGGUCCAAAGGAUUUAGUCUAAUCAGGUCAGUUACAGUCCUGUUGCACAGCAUUGCAGCAUUUUGGAUGACAUAUAUAAUAUGUGCACUUGUGGAUUUAGGUGGGUUUACCACAGGUCUGCUUUGGUUUCAGUUUAGUAGUGAGCCUGUAGACCAGACUACAAUCCCUGGCAGCAACACAUCCUGCUUGUAUUUACAACUACAAGCACAAUCUUAGUGAGUCCCGGCCUCUAGUGGUCUGAGAGGUGCACAACACUUGGACAACCCUGAAAAACCUUUGAUUCAUUCAGAGGUUGGUACCGAACACAAUGAACUCACUGCGUGGAUCAAAGUUUAAUGUGACUUUUUCGGCCAUUUCACCUGUGAAAACACAUUUGUUUUGUUUCUGGAAAAUACUGCCGACUUCAGCUGCUCUGCAGAAAUCAGCUCACACUCUUCAGGGUUCCUGCACACAUCUGGAAAGGUUCAGAGGAAGAAUUUGGUGAUUUCCAGGUCUUAAAAGCUAUUUGCAAUUGCUACAGAUUUUGGAAAAUUGUUUGUUUUCUGCUGCCCUGUCAUCUCAUACUCUUGAAGUUCAUGUGUAAAAGUGAUGAAAUAGGUCAGAGACAUGAAACAUAUCGAAGAGCAAGAGUCUUGUGAUACUUUUGGACAACUUUGGACCUUUGGGCAACUGUGUGGGAACCCUGACAGCAUACACAAGGCUUUCAUUCAUGUUCACACACAAAUACAACAGAUAAAAACAAAGACUGUUUUUAGACGAUAAAUCAGAGUGAAGAUUUAAUUUAUCACACAGACACUAACAGAAACGAGGCUUCUAGCUCCAGAUGCAGGGGUUCUGUUCCCCGUGUAUCCUGUUGGUAUUGUGGGGGGAAAAAAAAAACUUUAUUUAUACACACGUAUAUGUUUCUAGAUCUGAACUGAGGGUAUCAAUAAAUCACUAAUCAUGUCACAGUUCACGAGAAAAACUGAGCCAUGAGACACUCAUGUAUGAAGACUGUGAGGACUGCCAGUAAAAAAGUCGCCCCCAAACUUGUUGAUGUAAAUAUGCAAUGCCUUUUUAUUUUUAUUUUUAUUUUUAUUUUUUUGGGAUCUUUAGUGGCAUCUUGACGGACGAGACAUAAACUUUUUCCUUUACCCGUGUGACUGUACUUCAAGCUUGCUGAUGAGAAUAACAACAACAACCACGAUUCAAAAACUGCAUUUAAAAAGAAGAAAUAAUUUUAAAAAAGACAGCGUCAAAGACUGGACCCUUCCAUUUAUAUAUAUAUUUUUUUCUGUGUUGAUACACGGACUCGACUAGUUAUCGUCCACGGAGGGUGUUUCCAUGAAGACAACCCCCCCUCCCCCCUGCCUUCCUUUUGUCGCCAUGGACCCCAAAAUGGAUCGACUCCCAAAUUUCUGAGGACAUGACUGUAACUGUGGAGCCUGCACUGUCGUUUGUUUCCCUUCACCCUUUAAAAAAAUAAAAUAAAAAAAAAUAAAAAUAGGACAAAAAUAUAAAAAGUGGGACCGUGGCUGACAUUUUUUACUUUUUUUCUUUUGCAGUGCUGGUUUCAUCAGGUUGUUCCAAUCCCAUCAUCCCUUGCUCCUCCUUUUUUUUGUACCAUAGUAUUUGUUUUAUUUAUGUUUGUCAUUCUAGGCAGUGUUUCCUUGUAUGUCGUUAAAAAAAGGCACCUCUUGAAAGUCGUUGAAGGAUGAUGAUGAUGGAUGCAUUAACUGAAGUCUCUUUUUAUUCUUUUUUGGAUCGUUUGCUUGUUUGUUUUCUUACCAAAACAUUAGGGCAAGAACCCAGUAGUGGACUUGCAUUGGCGUGGUAGUAUUUAUUUUGAAUUAAAUUAAAAGAAAUACAUUUCAGGGU
Micropterus salmoides (largemouth bass) is the source of this 5115-nucleotide messenger RNA. Its product is annotated as RAC-gamma serine/threonine-protein kinase-like. NCBI's taxonomy places the organism in Eukaryota, Metazoa, Chordata, Actinopteri, Centrarchiformes, Centrarchidae. The transcript has 12 exons. The coding region runs from base 159 to 1415 and encodes 418 amino acids. The record is from RefSeq and is a predicted model, not a curated record. Gene Ontology annotation, biological process: protein phosphorylation. Gene Ontology annotation, molecular function: ATP binding; protein serine/threonine kinase activity.